CAUCAACGUUCAGUCUCGACCUGCUCGUCGACCACUUAUGACGUGUGUUUUUCACUGGAUGUGCACAUCUCGCGUACUUGCGCUAUUUCCAAAGAGCCGGCUUUUUCCGAACAAACCAUUCUGCAUACAACAAGAAGUGUGUGGGAUUUCGACACGAGCUUUUCAGCUAGGAGCUGUUUGUGCGUUCGUUCAUACAUCCGAAGAAAGGUGAAAUCCAAAGGGUGGACGAUAAUUGUCUAACCUGUUCUAAUCACGCAGUAAGGUGUUUUUGUGGGAAAGUUUAAACUGUUCACAAGUGGAUUGGUUUCUCUUUAUUCCAAGAGUGUUUGCCAAAUUCUGCGUUCUGAUCUGCGGUUUGGAUUGAAGUUGUGACGAAUAGUACAAAAGUGUUUAUUUUCAAUUAAGCGUUCAGUUGUACAUACUGUUUACCGUGUUUGGUGCAUCGGGAACCUGUUCCAUCAAAGUUUGUCUAACGGAUCGGUCAUUUUAAAGGAUUUGAACAAAAUGUUACUGCGAAAUGGCAUAAGCUUAAUUUUACUGCUAAUGUGUGUGCUUUCCACGUUACAAGCAGCGCCGAAUGGACAUCUUCACAGCGACAGCGACGCCGAUGUGGUGACGAUCAAAGCAAAUGAGAACGAAACAGUCAAAAUGGCAAAAUCAUUACCGGUCGGCGGCAGUAGGGUCAAGAAAUCCAACCUCAAAUCGACACCAAUUACCUACAUCACCACGCUAGCGGACGAAGCCCAUCUGCACCACGCCAAGCCGAAGAAGUACAACGGCAAAUCGAUGGCGAAAGCCCGCGACGACAAAGAACUGCAGCAGCACAAGAAAGGCAAAGUGAAGCACCAUCACUUGGAAAAAUCCAACGGAAAGUCACUGGAGGUGCCGAAAAAGGAACCUCUGGACAAUCCAGCCCUGCUUAGCAAACUGGGUCUUGGCAAGCUGCAUAUCUCCUCCAGUCACCACAAGAAACGAUUAGCGGUGGAAUCCCGCCACCACGGUCGACCCGAUGACUCACAUAUGUUCGUGAUCAAGCUGCCACCGAAUCCGUACUACUACACCAACAAUGGACCGGUUCCGGCGCCCAACGCGAUCGAGGAUGUAGGCAAAAAGGUCCCUGUGGGUUUCAAAUCGAAUGGAAAGCCCGGUCGCAUCUACCAUUGGAAUAUCCCCGUGUUGAAGAAAAUCCUCGGAAACAAUCAAGGACGUAAUCCGAACUCGCGCCAUCACGACAACAUCGAUGAGCUAAUCGACAUAAAAGAUAUCCCCACGUGGAGCAAACCGUGGGAGAAUGAAGCACUGGAUAAAUCGCUGAUAAAGUUCAAUAGCGUGGACCGUAUGGAAAAGCUCCAGAAGAAGAAAUCACCGUCGUAUUACGCACCUAUCAAGGCUAAGAAGAGCGCCCAGGGAAAGUACUAUGCAAGCAAUGGCAAACCCCAGAGCUUCUACGUCAUCGAAAAAAGCCUCCAGAAGAAUCUCAAACCCAUUCAGCACCACAAACUGAUUCCGUAAAGAGAAUCAUACCGGUUAUGAUCUUCUUGCCAGUUUGUUGAGUAUGAGAGAAACGCGAAUAGAUAGUACAUAAGAAAAGUUGUAACCGUGCUUAUAGUGGGGAAAUAUGAAAACAACGUACAUACAUUGAGCUUUAUACGAAUUAUACAAGAGAGCUUUUCUGUAUAGGGAAAAGCCGUUAGGCGGCAGUGUUUGGUUGGUGUCUUUGGCGAUUAUUCACCAAAUCUUUUGUUACAUUGAUCGAUGCGGUUGGAAAUGUUUCAAAGGCAUCAAUCGAAAUGGUGAUUUUUUGGAUCAUAUAUUUAUUUUCUCUCAGCCGAAUCUGGGUAUUAAUGAGCAAGCGCACACAUUUUUUAAAUAUAAUUAACAAAUACCUUUAAGAUUAUAUAUAGAUAGCUAGGCUAGGUUGUAGAUCUUUGAUCAGAAGCAAUUGAAAGACUAAAACUUUUAUGAUAGUACGUAAGGGACAUGUAAAUUGAACUUAACAUACCGACAGCUAAAAUUUCUUUAGAGCCACUUUUCUGGACUUCCAUAUUUCUAAUGUUUGAAAAUGUAACAAAUAUUGUGCAUUCUUUUCGAUCCAGUGAUAACUUUGAUUGUAAAAAUAAACCGAAACGUUCCGAUAUGUUUCAUAAUAAAAUAAAAUCCACAACAAAAA
Armigeres subalbatus is the source of this 2170-nucleotide messenger RNA. RefSeq lists its product as uncharacterized. NCBI's taxonomy places the organism in Eukaryota, Metazoa, Arthropoda, Insecta, Diptera, Culicidae. The transcript is spliced from 4 exons. The coding region runs from base 505 to 1512 and encodes 335 amino acids. The record is from RefSeq and is a predicted model, not a curated record.